CCCUCCUUUCAUCUAUAUAUACACAUACAUGCUAUUCCAACAGCCAAACCAAGUCCACUUAUCUCCACAAGUAAACAUUUAUCCACCUUUUUCUCCAAAGUUGUUUCUGAAGGUCAAGCUUUUACAGAAAUGGCUAUUCGAGUUCCUGCAAUUAUGCAUGUUAAGCAGUUUCUCCGUGGGUCUUUUCUAAGCGGCAAAGAAGCAGCUUUCACAACUAAAAUUGUUCCGAAAGGUUACUUUGCAGUCUAUGUUGGUGAGGGCCAGAAGAGGCGGUUCAUUCUACCUAUAUCAUACCUAAAUGAGCCUUCAUUUCAGAACUUGUUAAAUGAGGCUGCAGAAGAAUUUGGGUUUGAUCAUCCAAUGGGUGGUCUAACAAUUCCUUGCAGAGAAGAUGUCCUUAUUGAUCUCACUUCUCGCUUAAACAGAUUGUGAUACAUGGCAGCAAGAUUAAUCAGCAAACAGAUUUGUAAACUCAUGCACUUUAUCUCUUUCUGGAGAAGGAUAAGGUUGUGAAUGUUGCUAAGCAGAAGGUACUGCAGUAUCUGAAGAACAUAUCCCUUUGCCUUGGACUGCUCAGGGCAAGCAGAUUUUCCAGAAGAUGUGGGGAGUUCAAGAGGCCACAGAUUUGAAGGCAAUGUGGAGAAACUCAGAGGAGGUGCUUCAUGGUUCCAACUUUAUACCCGAAAUAUCUCACAAAAUUCCACGCAGAGAAGCCUUCUGUGAUCUACUUGUAAUCUGGGUGGCUCAAUAGAGAAAUGAAAGACAUGAUAAUGAGUAGUGUUGAGAACACCAUU
Messenger RNA from Corylus avellana, 794 nucleotides. RefSeq names its product auxin-induced protein X10A-like. Lineage: Eukaryota; Viridiplantae; Streptophyta; Magnoliopsida; Fagales; Betulaceae. Gene Ontology annotation, biological process: response to auxin. The record is from RefSeq and is a predicted model, not a curated record.